This is a messenger RNA of Phaeoacremonium minimum UCRPA7, 1722 nucleotides long. RefSeq lists its product as hypothetical. The record is from RefSeq and is a predicted model, not a curated record. Lineage: Eukaryota; Fungi; Ascomycota; Sordariomycetes; Togniniales; Togniniaceae. Bases 1 to 1722 code for a protein of 573 amino acids. The transcript has a single exon.
AUGGGCGUAAAGAAACAGCACGGUCGCCCUGCCAAGAGAGCCGCUUCGACGCGUACGGCCCUCGCAUCCCCGAAACUCGACAUCGACGAUGAUUCUACGCAAGCUACUGCAUCCAGCCAGGUGACCGGUGACCAGCAUCCUUCCGACGAUGCUCUCAAUGGUGUCAUCGUCGAUAACGACUCGCCAUCCACUAUGGCACCUAUCGCCGAGGGCAACGUGAUCGCCCCUAAGAAAUUCACCACAGCUGCCGGCGUUUCCAUCUCUGUUGAGAGCGGCUCUUGCGCACCCAAAUUCACAUUAUCAGCCAACAUCAACCCAUCCCUACUCCCUAUUCUCGGAAAUCGCCCUCGGGGCUCCUUUGACCGCAACACCGAGGUUUUCGCAAACUUCGUCGCACCCAACCCCUGGAAGUUCCUUGAACUUUAUAAGCGCCCAUACUACGAGAUCAAUGACGCAUCGCCGAGCCACUCCCACUCGUCGGAAUUUUCUCAGGAUGUAUUCCAGCUCAUGCAACUCCCCCGAGAGCUUCUCUGCUGUAUCGCCAAGGUGUUGCCGCCCGAAUCCGCUGCCGCCUUUGCCAUUGUGAACAAGGUGCUCUACGGCACUCUAGGCCCUCGCGUCCUUCAGCUACGAGGUUAUAAUCUCUGGCGACUCUUGGUUCUGCUCGAGCGGGAUAUGGUCUUUUUCAUCGCUUGUCCGAAUUGCCUCAAGCUGCAUAGCCCCGCCAUCAAGUAUACCGACGACGAUCCAGCGUCGUGCGAGGUCUCAGCUGUGGAGCUUGCUUUGCCCCACAAAGUCAAGCACUCUACUGUUCGUGCAGUUGCAAAGGCAUAUCUUCAGAACAGGAACUAUGGCGAGUUUCUGACCUAUGUCAACUAUUCUCUGAAGAACUUCGAAGAACAUAGGCAGUCUAUUCAGACAGUCUCGUCUCGCAUGAUUCGAGGCAAUCUCCUGCUCCAGAAUCAGAUAAUUAUACGACCUCGUAAAGCCAACACAGAGACUAUGCGUUCUAUGUGGGAACUGGACCAGUUUCUUGGCAGCUUCUGGAACGGCAGAUCCAUCUGUCAGCACAAGAGUUGGAAGCAGAGUCGUCCAAAGCUCUGCGUCGAGGAUAUGAACAAGCUAGCUGAUCAACAUGACAGUGCUCACCAUGUGCAGACAGAAUGGCAUAAACUUCAUCACGUGGGAAAGUGCUUCAGCGACAAGGAUAUUCGAGCGACACUCAACAAGGAAGACUUGACCAGCGCGGUGUCCGGCGGCCUGCUCGCCGCUCUUUUCAACAAAAAAUUGAGCAGUGUCUUUGGGAGAGUGAAGGGUUGUACGGAGUGCUUCACCGAUUACACCGUCACUCCCGUUGACAUCGAGGGUGCGGGACGUUGCCUCGUCCUGACAGUCUGGAAGGACCUCGGUGGCAUUGGUCCAGGCCAGGACACCAAGUGGGAGACCCAUUUGGAGAUGUCUGGACAUGAGGAGCGGCUCCACGCAAACAUCCGGAUGGGAGGAGAUGCAGUUCGUGCGGCGGAUAUCGGCGAGAUCUAUUGCGCCUGGGAGGCCCUGAACGCCGCCAAGUUUGAUCCGAAGACCCAUACGUACGAGCCGAACCUCCCGAGUCGAAUCAUCGACCAAUUCCAGAAAAAAGCAAAACAACUAGUAGCAGCGCAGGAGGAAGAUGAUGCACAGUACGAGACAGAUGGUGACAGUUCUAUCGAUGAGAGCAUGUGA